Molecule: messenger RNA, 1218 nt
Organism: Bradysia coprophila
Lineage: Eukaryota; Metazoa; Arthropoda; Insecta; Diptera; Sciaridae
Gene: Ctu1
Product: Cytosolic thiouridylase subunit 1
Biological process (GO): tRNA wobble position uridine thiolation
Cellular component (GO): mitochondrion; cytosolic tRNA wobble base thiouridylase complex
Molecular function (GO): tRNA binding
Source: RefSeq, a predicted model, not a curated record
AAUGUCAUAACAUAACCUGUGUGUCUCAAUGUUUGUAGUAAAACUCCUCACUUGUUCAUGCAAUUUUUAAAUAAUUUUUCUUGCACUUAAAUGCCUGUGAUUUGUUCGGGAAAAUGCGGAAGGAAAGCCGUGAUGAAACGUCCGAAAACCGGCCAUGCACUGUGCAAAGAAUGUUUUUUCCAUUGCUUCGAAUCCGAGAUUCACAACACCAUCACACAAAAUGUUUUAUUCAAUCGAGGUGAUGUCGUGGCUAUUGCGGCCAGUGGAGGCAAGGAUUCCACUGUACUUGGCUAUGUGAUGAAAUUGUUGAAUGAACGUUUCGAUUACGGUUUAAACUUGGUGCUGCUUUCCAUUGAUGAAGGCAUUCCAGGCUACAGAGAUGACAGUUUGGAAACAGUUAAACAGAACCGUGAUGACUACGAAAUGAAAUUGAAAAUUCUAUCGUAUCAGGAGUUGUAUGGUUGGACGAUGGAGAAAAUUGUAAAAGAAAUUGGCCGAAAGAAUAAUUGCACAUUCUGCGGUGUUUUCCGACGUCAAGCUCUCGAUCGUGGCGCACAGCAAUUAAAAGUUGAUAGCAUAGCCACUGGUCACAAUGCCGAUGACAUUGCUGAAACUGUGAUCAUGAAUAUUCUUCGAGGGGACACAGCUCGGCUUCGACGCUGUACCAACAUUCGAACUGAAGGCGAAGAUUCAAUUCCGCGAGUUAAGCCGUUAAAGUACACUUACGAAAAGGAGAUUGUUAUGUACGCACACUUUAAGAAAUUGGUUUACUUUUCCACUGAAUGUACGUUCGCACCGAAUGCGUAUCGUGGUCAUGCAAGGAAGUAUUUGAAAGAUUUGGAAAAGAUUCGACCAUCCGUUAUUAUGGACAUUAUACAUUCAGGUGAACAGUUACGAUUCAAAGACACUGUAAAAAAGCCGAUUCGAGGUACUUGUGAUCGUUGUGGUUUCGUUUCUUCGCAACAACCGUGUAAGGCAUGCGUUCUGCUCGAAGGUCUAAAUCGGGGACUACCAAAAUUAGGCAUUGGUAAGAAGUCGAAAGGAGAUCGGAUGAUAGCUGAACAAGAACGCGAAUUAGCGAUUCGUGAACGUGCGCAGUUAGUUAAGAAUGAUUUUUAAGUGAGUCGUAGAAGUCGAAUAUUUUGUAAUUGAAAAAACAAAGUGAAAAUGGAAACACAAUUUUAGAGGAAAAUUAUUAAAAAGUUUCUGGAAUUUCGU